Dermacentor albipictus is the source of this 1589-nucleotide messenger RNA. Its product is annotated as TOX high mobility group box family member 4-A-like. Gene Ontology annotation, biological process: regulation of transcription by RNA polymerase II. NCBI's taxonomy places the organism in Eukaryota, Metazoa, Arthropoda, Arachnida, Ixodida, Ixodidae. Gene Ontology annotation, molecular function: chromatin DNA binding. The record is from RefSeq and is a predicted model, not a curated record. Gene Ontology annotation, cellular component: nucleus.
CGCGUGCUUUGGAAAGAAAGACGAAGGCUGAAAUAGCGCGUGGUGUCAGCAGCAGCCGAACGAGAGAACGCAAGCGUUCCAGGCUCAGACUUCUGCAGAUUCUGCUGUUACCCUGACCAGAAUGUACUCGCCCGGUCUCGGACCAACUCAUCAGCGAGGCAGGAGGGCUUUCUACCCGGCCACGUUCCGCAAUAUGGCGCCGUACGAGAACGCGUACCUGGACCACGACAUGUGUUAUCCCGUCCUGCCGACACCAUCGCAGGAUCCGUUCGGGGACUCGCCCAACAUGCUGUCUGGAAUGGUCCCCCUGUCCGACGCGGUGAGCGAUGGCUCCUCUCCGGAAUCUAACCACACUUCGUCAGCAAAUGGCUGCAACGGUGAAGACAGUGACGACAACAACGGGCCGUUUGCGAAGCUGCUGAACAAUGCAGAGAUUCUGGCAGACGACGACGGAGGCAGCGCCGACGAGGAGCGCAUCGUGCACAAGCAAGUAGAACGUGAUGCCGAGGAACCGCGGAGGCCCAUGUCUGCAUACGCACAGUUCUUCUGCGAAACUCAAGCAGCCAUCAAAGUGCAGAAUCCCCACGCCAGCUUCGGCGAGGUGUCGCAGAUGGUGGCCUCCAUGUGGGAGGGACUCGAGGCGGAACAGAAGCUGGCGUACACGAGGAAGACGAAAGCUGCCAAGAAGGACUACCGCAGGGUCCUCACAGAGCACAGGUCCCCGCUCUCCGCAAACGGCGCUGCUGAUCAGCUGGACAUAGACCGAAGAAGCGGGUACGUGAGUUCACCGAGCGCGAUGCGCACGCCACCAAGGGGCAGCAUGUCGCCUCUGCAGAACAACAACCCACUGCUGAGCUCUGUCAUGGACGAGGGCUCCCCGCGCAACUACAUGGUGGCGGCGUCUCCUGAAGACGUGCUGAGAACUCGGCAGCAGCAGCAGCAGCAUCCCAUGGCACUGAGCUCACCGUCGAUGUUCCAGAAGCCCAAGCAGGCGUCAGUGAUGUCGAGGCACUGCUCCCCUCAGGUGGCGAUGAAUUCAGCUUCACCUUCGUCCGCCUCCUGCGCGACUGCCCUGAAGCCUCAGCGGUCGCCGUCACUUUGCUGCCAGACCUCCGGCAGGGGUGUAGGUGUGCCAAACAACCACGGUCCGAUGCCUGUAGGACAUAUUUUUACCCGGUGCCGCCGCAACGGCUGCCCCAAUCCGCCCGUUGCUUCGCACGAAUGGGACGUCGAGUACUGCAGCAGCGAGUGCGUCAUCUUGUACUGCAAGAAUGUCUUCUCGGCCUGGGCAGCACAACGGCAGAUCACCGAACGCAGCCUUCAGCACUGAACCGAGCAUCGUCGCCGUGGCCCGUUGUUAAAAGAAGCCAAGCCUCCUCGAUCUCUGUGUGGUGACACUACGCACGACAUCCCGCUUUCUUCUUUUUUGCUUUUCUUUUUUUCUUAGAGCAUUCCUUCGCAGUGGCACUUCUUAUCUAUACAGCUGAUCAUUUGUUAUGCGCAACAUCAUUUAGUUUGGUUGCAUAAAAAGACGGCACCUUCAUUGUGCCCGUUCUACAGUGUGCAAUAAAGGGUUUGAUAGCCUUCAA